Messenger RNA from Brassica oleracea var. oleracea, 1191 nucleotides. RefSeq names its product dof zinc finger protein DOF3.1-like. The transcript has a single exon. Gene Ontology annotation, biological process: regulation of DNA-templated transcription. The record is from RefSeq and is a predicted model, not a curated record. Gene Ontology annotation, molecular function: DNA-binding transcription factor activity; DNA binding. Bases 352 to 948 code for a protein of 198 amino acids. Lineage: Eukaryota; Viridiplantae; Streptophyta; Magnoliopsida; Brassicales; Brassicaceae.
UAUAAGACAGGUCACACACCACAGCUCCCAAAGCUUGUCCUCUCGUCGUUUAGACUUUUAUCCCAACACUCUUGUCCUUCCCUCUUCCUCUCUCUGCUCCGCUCCAGAUCUCUGUAGAGAGAGAAAGUGUUAGUUUUGUCUUAUUUAUGUGUCCAGAAUCACUUCCUUUCUCUAUAAAACCUCAAAACCCAUCACUCUCUCUUCUCUAACUCUUCAACCGGUCUGAAACUGCAAUCUACCAUCUCCAAAAUUCUAUCUUUUUUGGUUCUGUAAAGACUCUGUUUUUCUAUUUUGGGAAUUUGAUUAAAAAGAGAGAAAAAAAAGUUUUCUUUCGUGAAAGGAGAAGAAGAAAUGCAGGAUCCAGCAGCUUAUUACCAGUCGAUGAUGGCGAAACCACAACAGCAACAACAACCGCAGUUUCCGGUUCAAGAACAGCUAAACUGUCCUCGCUGUGACUCACAAAACACGAAAUUCUGUUACUACAACAACUACAACCUGUCACAGCCACGUCACUUUUGCAAAAGCUGCCGUCGUUACUGGACCAAAGGCGGGGCUCUCCGUAACGUCCCCGUCGGUGGUGGAACUCGCAAGAACGCAAAACGAUCGACCACAUCCCCUACUUCUCCUUCCAACAACAAGAAGACCAAGAACACCGAUCCGGAUCCUAAUUCACAAAGCGCGCACAAACCGGAUACGGAACCGACCCGGAUGUUGUACGGGUUUCCGAUCGGAGACCAAGACGUGAAAGGUAUGGAGAUGAGUGGUGGUGGGAGUUUCAGCUCGCUUUUGGCAUCGAAUAUGCAGCUGGGUCUAGGCGGGAUCGUUCUCGACGGGUCGGGUUGGGAUCCGGGUAUGGGUUUGAGGAGGAGCGAAGCGGGUAAUGGAAGAGGUGGUGGUGGUGGUAACCCGUGGACUGAUCUGGCUAUGAACAGAGUGGAGAAAAACUGAAGAAAGUAGAGCGUAUUUUGGUAAAUUAUUAUGAAGCUGUAAAACUGAUUUUAUGUGCCACGUAGACAAUGAACAGGUUUGAUGAAAUGACAUGUUAUGUCAUUUUAGUUAAUAACUUCUUUUUACUAGUGUUUUUUUGUAACUGAACUUUAUUUACUAGUUCCUACUUCCUUUUGUUCUUUAGGUUUCUUAAAAUACUAAUCUUGUGUGUAUUAUAAGGAGAUUUUCGGUUUCAUUUUCUUA